AUAAUGAAAAGCCCAUGAAAGUGAUAGAGGAUGAAGACCUUGUGGACCAGCAGCUCAUCAGUGAAUUGAGGAAAGAGUAUGGGAUGACCUACAAUGACUUCUUCAUGGUGCUGACAGACACUGACAUGAAGGUCAAGCAAUACUAUGAAGUACCUAUAGCAAUGAAGUCUGUGUUUGAUUUGAUCGACACUUUCCAGUCACGAAUUAAAGACAUGGAAAGACAGAAAAAAGAGGGCAUUGUCUGCAAAGAAGAUAAGAAGCAAUCCCUUGAGAGCUUCUUAUCCAGGUUUCGAUGGAGAAGGAGGCUGGUGGUGAUCUCUGCUCCCAGUGAUGAAGACUGGGCUUAUUCCCAGCAGCUUGCUGCUCUCAGUGGACAAGCCUGCAAUUUUG
Apaloderma vittatum (bar-tailed trogon) is the source of this 390-nucleotide messenger RNA. RefSeq names its product coiled-coil domain-containing protein 80-like. The transcript is spliced from 3 exons. NCBI's taxonomy places the organism in Eukaryota, Metazoa, Chordata, Aves, Trogoniformes, Trogonidae. The record is from RefSeq and is a predicted model, not a curated record. The annotation marks the transcript as partial.